Messenger RNA from Paramecium sonneborni, 3232 nucleotides. Lineage: Eukaryota; Ciliophora; Oligohymenophorea; Peniculida; Parameciidae. The record is from the annotation of a GenBank genome assembly.
AUGGACAAGACAAAAAUCAACUAUCUUUUAGAAGGAGAAGUUUUAGUAAAAGGGAAGACUUUUGGACUUUGGCAACCAAAAAAAUACAUUAUAGAUCAAGAACUUAGAAUAUUUUCAAUAAAAAGUUCAAAAUAAAAUAAAAAUUACCAUCUUGCAAAUUAUUAAGUAAAAAUUAUUCUCGCUCUUUAUAGAUAGCAAAUGUUGAAAGAAAGAAUAAUAGAUUUCAAUUUGAAUUAGUUUCAACAAUCAAUGAAAAGAAUAUAUUAAUGGGAUCAGAGAAUGAGAAAUUCGCUAAUGAGCUAAUGUUAUACUUAAAAAAAAUGUGUGGAUAAUAACCCCGUAGUUAAAGUUUAUUUGAACCUAGUUUAUCAUCAAAAUCAGUUUGUAAAAUUAAUUUAAUUAAUUGUAGCAACCCUUCGAGAUUAUGACUAUGAAAUUCCAUAAUUUUUUGAAAUGCAAGAAAUUCGAAAUGCGUAUAUUUAUAUAUAUUAAUUUAGUAUUCAAAAUAUAAGAUCUAAAUCUUACUAAUUAGAGUAAUAUGAGCUAAUUUAAAAUCAAGUAGUGAAAGUUUAUCGCAAUAAAAAUAAUUAACUCAAUUUUAAAGUAUUCCUUACAUUACCAGGAAAUUGUAUUAAUCUUCUUUUUAUAAAUUAGGUUUAAUCAAAUGCUAAACAUAAUUGUUUCAAACUUAGUUAGAUUGGAAUAUUUAUAAUUUAAAAGAAUAUACAUAAAUCUAAGAAUUCAAAUCAGAAAAAUCAUAAAUGAUAACAGAAAUAAGAUUAAUCAAAAAUUGGUUUUAGUUUAAAAGAGAAUUCACAUAUUUAAGACAUGUUGUCGAAUUUAAAAAAAAAGAAAAUAUUAAAAUUAUUAUUGAAAAAAAAGCUGAUCUUAAAAUACAUUAAGGUACUGUUUCAGGAAUAUUAAAAUUUGCUGUUUGGGGUUUUUUUUAUGAAAAUAACUAAACAAAUAUUGUAUUAUUUACAGAAUAGAGUUAUAAUGGUUUAGCUUUUAAUGAAGAAGAUUCUAUUCUCUCAUAAUAAUACUUUUUAUAAUAUGAAAAUAUGAUAAAACCUCAAAAAGUAGAUUUUGAUAAAUAGCAAAUUUAAGAUUAAUGUUCAAACAUUAAUCCUAAUAAUAGUCCUUAAAAUGAAUAAUCAAACUAAAAACAUAAAAUUUAAAAUAGAUAAGAAGGAAAAAAGAAUUCGUUUAAAAUGGAAUAACCUGUAGAUAUACCUAAAUAGAUAGGUUAAAAUCAAAUUAUUUAAUAAUAGCCUAUUAUUGUAUCAGCACCAUUAUAAGGUCCAAAUUAAGUAAUUUAAAAUUAAUUACCAUUACAAAUACCUAUUUCAUCUAAAAAUACUUAAAAUAUUCCAUCAAUAGGAAAUUUAAAAGAAGAGGAUUAAUAAGUUUAAUAGUAGACAAAUAAUAGGAAAUAAUCAGAAAAGUUAAAUGAAUUAAAUCAAGUAGUAGGAAAAUGUGAUUAAAAUAAUUUAUCUUAAGGUACUUUAGAAUAACAGAAAUAAAAAAAAACAUCUAGUUCUUAAGAAUCUUCUUAAGUUAUUGGAAAUAACAUUUCAUCAAAUAUUAUAUUUUAAUAACCAAAAAUAGAAGAUGAUUGUGAAUAAGAUGAACCUUAACUUGAAAAUGAAAGAUCAGAAGGAAAUAUCACAGAAUUUUAUGAUUGUGAAGAUGAUAUAGAUGCUAUGAAUGAUAAAUUAUUUAUAGGAUAAUCAGAUUAAUAAACAAAUGAUGCUGAUUAAAGUGUGAUGGAUGUGAGAAAUUCAAUAACUUAAAGAUAACAUUAGGGUAAAAUCAAUUAAAUUUAAAGUUAAAGUGAUACAAUAUAAAAUAUAGAGAAUUGGGUAGAAAAAAAGAUGUAGGCUUAUUUUAGUGGGAAAUAUUGUCAAAUAGCAAUUGAUAUAUAACAUAUUUUGAAUCCAUUAGAAUCAGAUAUAAAUGUAUAUAUAAUUUGUUAUAAAUUAAAAUAAGAAUAGAAAAUAUAUGAGAGAGUAAGAAGGAGGACAUUAUAUAUUUAGAAAAGAUUUUUAAAGAGAUGAAAAGAAUGGUGGACUUAAGUGUAUAAAUGAAGUAAAAGUAAAUGCAUAAAAGAGUGUAGUUAAAUUUUUAUUGGCUAGAAUAGGUAUAAAUUGAUAUAAAUUAUAAAGGAACUUCGUUAUUAAUGGGAAGAUCACUAACAAGUAUUUCUAUGCCAGUAACUAUUUUUGAAUCUAGAUCAAAUACUGAAAGAGCUUGUAGUUCUUUAGCUUUUGCUCCUGUAUUUCUGGAUGAUGCUGCAAUAUCUAAAGAUAAAUUUCAUAGAAUUAAAUAAUGUGCAGCAUUUUCAUUUGGUUUUAUAUUUUCAUAUUUAUCAAUGGAGAAAGUAAUAUUAAUAAAUACUAUUUAUAAGCCAUUCAAUCCUAUUUUAGGAGAAACAUUUUAAGGAUAUUUUGAUAAUUGUCCUAUAUAUUGUGAAUAAAUCAGUCAUCAUCCUCCAAUAUGUAUAAUUUAAUAUUAUGGUCGAAAAUAUAAGUAUUUAUUUUAUAUUUUAUAAUUAGAAUUGAUGCACGUUUAGAAUUAGUAGCUAAUUUUCAUUCUAAUUCUGUUGUUGGAAGAAAUGUUGGUGAAGUCAAAGUAAUAUUUGAAAAUCCUCCUUAAGAAAUUAUUAUUCUUCUAGCUCCAGGUUGUAUAUAUGGAACUACAUUUGGUGAUAAAUCUAUGGACUUUUUAGAAAAAUAAUUUCUUUUUGAUUUAGAUAACAAAUGGGUAAUGGAAUGUGCAUUUAAACCAGAAAAAAAAUAUUGUUAAUAUUUUAAUAUAGAGUAUCUUCCAUAUUCAGAUUAUGUUGCUGGAGGUGUAUUUGAAGUUACUGAUUAAGCUAUUGGUAGAUAUUUAAGAGAAGGUUAUAGAAAAUAUAAAGGUUUAGAUUUCAAAACUGAAGUUAAAUCCAUCAAAAGUGUUAUUAAAGGAGUUUGGAAUCAAGAAUUAAAAGUAAUUAUUAUUCUAUAUCUAGUUUGAUAAUUAAAGAUUGAUUUCUAUUAUGUAUGAUUUCCCAAUCAAAUUAGAAUUGGCUUAAUAUCCAUUACCAUCUGAUGCUAAUUUUAGAAUGGAUGUUUUAAUGUGGAAAUUAAGAGAUUUUGAUUAAGCAUAAUAAUGGAAAGAAAGGCUUGAAAUAUUUCAAAGGUAAGAUAGAAAAUUAAGAGAAUCUUUAGGACCGAAAAAAAAAAAAAAAUGA